UUUGAUUUUAAAUAUGCUCUAUUUACAGAUUCAGAUUUUUGUGUACAAGUAUGAUAUUUGAUUCUAUCAAGAUUACUUUGUCCUAAAGUCAAAUUUAUACAGUCUUUUAACAAACAUUUGUCUUUUUCUGUCAUGUUUAAUUCAAAGUCACUAGGCAACACUGAAGAUUUCCACUUAUUGCUUUUCAGUCCACGACAGGAAAAGGAAUAGAGUUGACAGGACUUCCCGCACUGUCCCUGGUAGCAGUUUAUGAGGGAACCAACCGCAGUAGACAUAGCACGCUUCAUCAAAGAUGCACCAGAUGCAGCGGCACUGUCUCCAUCACUGGUGAAAUGGGAUAUUACUAGUGGCCGGUCAUCACUCUGUAACUCACCGACACAAUUAGCAGCCCAUCUCUUCUCGUCUCCAAUGGUGGUCUCCGGAGGAAUGGUUGCAGUGCAGUCUUCAUGUCCUGGGCAGGUCUGUUGCAUGUUGGCGGCUGACGCUGGUUCAAUAUUUGCACCAAGAAGCAUACCACGCAUACCCUCUGUUGUAAGACUGGUACCCAGGUGACCGACGGCCAUGGCCACAUUCAGCUGUGCAGCUCUUCGUCCCCUUCCAGAU
Saccostrea cuccullata (small rock oyster) is the source of this 603-nucleotide messenger RNA. RefSeq lists its product as uncharacterized. The record is from RefSeq and is a predicted model, not a curated record. NCBI's taxonomy places the organism in Eukaryota, Metazoa, Mollusca, Bivalvia, Ostreida, Ostreidae. The coding region runs from base 250 to 552 and encodes 100 amino acids. The transcript is spliced from 3 exons.